Molecule: messenger RNA, 1068 nt
Organism: Zea mays
Lineage: Eukaryota; Viridiplantae; Streptophyta; Magnoliopsida; Poales; Poaceae
Product: putative cyclin-dependent kinase F-2
Exons: 1
Coding region: 1-1068 (355 amino acids)
Biological process (GO): protein phosphorylation; regulation of mitotic cell cycle
Cellular component (GO): nucleus
Molecular function (GO): ATP binding; protein serine/threonine kinase activity
Source: RefSeq, a predicted model, not a curated record
AUGCCUGCCUCCGUAGAGCCUGCCGCCGCGGUAAAGACCGGCCUGAAGAGAAAGCGCAUCGCCGUCAGGAGUUCGGAGCAGUACGAGUUCGAGGAGACCUGUCGCCUCGGCGCGGGUGCCUUCGGCGCCGUCUUCAAGGCGCGCCACCGUGCCACGGGCCAGAUCGUCGCCGUGAAGUGCCACAGCGCAGCCGACGGCGACCUCACUAUGGUGUUCCGCGAGGCGCGCUUCCAUGAGGAGGCGUGCUGCGGCGGUGCCAACCCAUUCGCCGUCAGCUUCCACGGCGUUGUCCGCGACCCGGGCACCUGGAAGAGGUACCUCGUCAUGGAGUGCAUGGAGACCAGCCUCCACGAUCUUCUCCAUCAGCGCCCCCGCGGGAGCCCGCCGCUGCCCGAGGCCACCGUGCGCGCCGCCAUGUGGCAACUACUUACGGGCACCAAGAAGAUGCACGAAGCCUGCAUCAUCCACCGCGACAUAAAGCUACAGAACAUCCUUGUCGGCGAGGGUCAGAGCGUCGUCAAGAUUUGUGACUUUGGGCUCGCCAUGUCCACCGACGAGCGGCUCCCGUACGAGCCGGCCGGCACGCUCUGGUACCAGGCGCCCGAGAUGCUGCUGGGAAAGCCCGACUACGACACCAAGGUUGACGUCUGGUCGCUCGGCUGUGUCAUGGCGGAGCUCGUCAACAACGGCAGGCCUCUCUUCCAGGGAUCCCACGACGACGGGCAGCUCUGCGCGAUCUUCGAUGUGCUCGGCGUGCCUGACGACAGCACGUGGCCGUGGUUCUCGUCGACGCCAUUCGCCACCGAGGUGAUGCCGGAGCUGGACAUGCAGCGGAACAACCACCUGCGCGAUCUGUUCCCCGAGACGAAGCUGUCCACGGAAGGAUUCCAAGUGCUCAGUGGCCUGCUUACAUGCAACCCAAACAGGAGGCUGACGGCAGCCGCCGCGCUCAACCACCCAUGGUUCGCCAAGGUCGACGAUCUGGAGCUACCAAAGAAGAAAGAGAAGCUUGAGUCCAUGUUGCCCAAUCGACACAAACGACGGAGGUUGCGUGCUGUGUACGUGUGA